AUGGGGUUCGACCAGGAUGAUAAAGCGGGUCGUGAUCAUGCGAUCAUUGAUCACUUAUGUAGUGCCUUCACCUCUAAUGUGAGUUUUGCUCCCUCGAUGGAGUGUAUCCCCUUCAAUAUACUCCCAAUUGAGCUCGCUGAUCAGCUGGAGGUUGAGGUGACUAUGGAGGAGCUUAAAUCUGCAGUAUUCUCCCUGGAAGGGGACAAAGCGUGGGGACCAGAUGAUUUGGACAAUUUGGCUGAAAAAUAUUCUCCAAGUGAUCAUGAUCAUUUCAGGGCCUCAAUCUGCCUUUAUUCAGAAUAUGUCAUUACGGAUAGUGUCUUAGUAGCUCAAGAAUACAUUCAUUCGAGAGUGGUGAGUGAAGAACCAGGUGUGGUCAUUAAGUUGGACAUAGAAAAGGCUUAUGGUAGAGUUGAGUGGAGUAUUUUGUUAGAGAUUAUGAAGAUGAUGGGGUUUGGUUCGAAAUGGAGAAACUGGAUCUUUGGAUGUGUGUCCUCUGCUUAG
Amborella trichopoda is the source of this 504-nucleotide messenger RNA. The record is from RefSeq and is a predicted model, not a curated record. Lineage: Eukaryota; Viridiplantae; Streptophyta; Magnoliopsida; Amborellales; Amborellaceae.